UUCCCUUUGGAAUUGGGGCUGGAAAGGAGCUGGAGCCAGGAAUUUUCCCGUUCCCAUGGAUCCGAAUCCCGGCUGAUCCCGAGGCCAUGUCCACAGCUGGAAUUUCGGGAAUUUUGGGAUCAUUGCUCCAGCUGGAGGAAAACUUCUCCUCCUGCCUGGCCCGGAUUGACGCCCUCAUCCUCAAACCUCUGCUCCAGGCAGAGCCGCAGGAUCCAAAGGAAAAGGAGAACUUCCAGCUCUUGGUGCUCCUCAACGAUCGCUUCCAAACCCUCUGGAAUUUCACAGAGGAGAAUUCCCGGAUCCUGAGGGGGAAAUCCCAGUUGGAAAAUUCCGGUUGUAUCCAGGAUUUUUACAUCCUUUGGAAAGGAGAACUUUUCCUCAGCCUCUACAUCCAGUAUUUCGUCACCUUCGCCAACUUUGUUGUGGUCCAGGGUUUCGAGCAGGCCGCCAAGAGCAAGAGCGAGGCCUGGAAGCUGCACAAGGCGGUGCUGAAGGAAUUCCUGCGGGAUUUCACCUCGGAGAGCUCCCUGAGCCUGGCCCUGCACUCGGUGCUCCACAAACCCUUCCGGGAGCACAUCCAGAGCUACCUGCGGCUCCUCUCGCAGCUCCAGGAGCAGCUCCAGGAGGGGUCGGAGCGGGAUGUGGUGGCCGCUGUGGCGCAGGAAUUCGGGAAGCUGGAAUCCUUCAUCGGCCAGGUCCUGGAUGAAGCCGGCUUCACCAAGGAGCUCUGGAAAUCCUUGGGAUACAAAUUCACUGACAUGCUGUGUGUCCCCGAGAGGAGGCUCCUGGAGGACAGCAGGAACCUUCCCAUCGCUUCCGGCACCGCCCGCUCCGAGCGGCUCCUGCUCUUCGACGAUGUCCUGGUGCUCAUCCAGGGAAACAGCUUCCAGAGUUUUGAUCUGAAGCUGGUGUGGGUGGAUGAAAACUGCGGAGAGAAAUCGGCUCCAGGAUUGUACAGCCUACGCAUCACAACCCCGGAAGAGACGUUCGUCCUCUCCACCAAGGACCCUCAGAUGAAGGCCGUGUGGCGGUGGAAGCUGGAGCAGGCCGUGCGCCAGGCGCUGAACGGGAAGCGGGAUUUCCCGCUCUGGGGCCGCAGCGGGGAAGGCAGCGAGGCCCCAUCCCGCCGCUUCUUCACCUACGUCUUCCGCAUGGAGGGACGGCUCCGCGGGGCCACCUACGAGGGCGAGUGGCUCUGGGGGAAGCCCCAUGGCAAGGGGACGCUGAAGUGGCGCGAUGGACGCAACCACGUCGGGGAUUUCCAGGAGGGCCUGGAGCACGGGUUUGGGAUCUGCCUGGUCCCGCGGCGCUCCGAGGACCGCUACGACUGCUACAAGUGCCACUGGUACCAGGGCAAGAUGAGGGGCUACGGAAUCUGUGAGUAUGGGAAUGACCUGGUCUACAAGGGCUACUUCAAGGACAACGUGCGCCAAGGGUUUGGGAUCCUGGAGAACUUCUCGGCUGAGCAUCCCUUCAAAUACACGGGACAGUGGGAAAAGGACAAAAAGAACGGAUACGGAGUCUGGGAAGACAAGGAGAGAGGGGAGAGGUACAUCGGGAUGUGGUUGGAUGACCACAGACAUGGAGAAGGCAUCGUGGUGACCCAAUCAGGGCUCUGCUACCAGAGGACAUUCCAUGCGGAUAAAAUGGUGGGCUCGGGAAUUCUGCUCCUGGAAGAUGACUCCGUCUACGAAGGGAACUUCACGGAAAAUCUGACAUUCGUUGGAAAGGGGAAGCUCUCCAUGGCCAACGGCUUCGUGCUGGAGGGGACGUUCAGCUGGCGCGGCGGCCGCGGGCUCAGCACCCACGGCGUGCUCAGCACCCACGGCGGGCUCGGCACCCACGGCGGGCUCAGCACCCACGGCGGGCUCGGCACCCACGGCGGGCUCGGCACCCACGGCGUGCUCGGCACGGCCACCGAGCCCCAGCGGCCGCGAGCCACAGCCCAGCUGGGCCUCAAGGAAUUCCCAGUGGAGAAGAGAUGGACGGGAAUCUUCGAGCAAUUCCUGGAAUUCCUCCAUUCCGGCUGCAAGGAGGAAAUGGAGGAAUCUCUCACGGGAUUUCACAUCCAAACCAGCAAGGAGCUGAGGAAAUCCCAGGAAUAUCUGUUCUGCCAGAGAGGUGCUGAGGAGAUUUCUUGGAAAAUUGAGGAGAUCCUGGAAGAGCUCGUCCAGCACCAGGAGCCGGAGUCUCUCCAGAGUUAUUUGGAGAAGGCGUUGGAAUCUUCCCUGCAUCCCUUGGGAAAGCUGCUCAGGGCUCUGACCGUGGCGUUCCAGGCAACGUAUUCCGGGAUCGGCGCCAACCGGCACCUGCUGGCCAUGGCGCAGGAGGAGGUCAAGUUCUACUCCAAGAAAAUUUGGGAAUUCUACCAGGGUUUGCUCCGGCUGGCCCUGGAGCGGAAGGGCCGCGCGCCCUCCGAGGAUGAGGAUCCCAGUCUCGGGAAGGGCUCCAGCCUGGUGCUGCCGCUGAUCCUGCCCGGAUUCUAUCCCGAGCUCUACAUGCUCUACAUGCUCCAGCACCAGCGGGAGGACGAGCUCUACUGCCAGGGAAUUGUGGAGCUCAGCCUCUUCCCAGAUAUCCAGCUCCUGGAAUUCUUGGAUGUGCAGAAGCACCUGUGGCCUCUCAAAGAUCUCACCCUGACCUCCAACCAGAGGCGCUCCCUGAUCAAGGAUAAAUGUUUCCUGUCUGCCACCGAGUGUCUGCAGAAGCUCAUCACCACGGUGGAUCCCAGGGAGAAGCUGGAGAUCCUCCGGAAGACCUACGAGGAGCUGGAGCGCACGGUGUCGCGGCUGCUGGACGCCGACUACCGGCUCCCCAUGGACGACCUCCUACCGCUCCUCAUGUUCGUCGUAUCCCGAGCCAAGAUCCAACACCUGGGAGCUGAAAUCCAUCUGAUCCGGGAUUUGAUGGAUCCGACCAACCAGGGAGGAAUGUUGGACUUCCUGCUGACGGCACUGGAGUCAUGCUAUGAACACAUCCAGAGGAUCCGGCUCCAUCCAAAGGAAAACUCCCACAGCUCCUGAUCCAUAGGGAAAAUCCCAAAUUUGGGAAUUUUCCCAAAUUUUCCAGACCAAACCCCGCUGGAAAAAGCGGGAAUUGUAUCCCUGGCUGCCUUAAAGGGAAGAAUUCCUCCCCAGCCGAGGUUUUCCUGAUCCCAAAAACACUGGAAGGGCUGGAAUUUCCAUCUCCAAGGUUUUUUUUUGAGUUUUAUCCCCUUUUCCCACAAAUAAUUCCCAGGAAAAAAAUCUCCUUUUCCUGCUCGGGAUGUUUUUUUUUUUU
Vidua macroura (Pin-tailed whydah) is the source of this 3279-nucleotide messenger RNA. It is a transcript of the gene ALS2CL, whose product is annotated as ALS2 C-terminal like. The record is from RefSeq and is a predicted model, not a curated record. Lineage: Eukaryota; Metazoa; Chordata; Aves; Passeriformes; Viduidae. Bases 87 to 3023 code for a protein of 978 amino acids. The transcript has 26 exons.